Molecule: messenger RNA, 2370 nt
Organism: Daktulosphaira vitifoliae (grape phylloxera)
Lineage: Eukaryota; Metazoa; Arthropoda; Insecta; Hemiptera; Phylloxeridae
Exons: 9
Coding region: 562-1581 (339 amino acids)
Biological process (GO): nuclear protein quality control by the ubiquitin-proteasome system; proteasome localization
Cellular component (GO): nucleus
Source: RefSeq, a predicted model, not a curated record
CCAUACAGAGGUGCGAGAUUUGUUGACACAUUAUUUUGUAACUAAAAGAUUGAGUCUAUUGUCUGCCAACAGAUGGAUUGUUAUUGUUGUGAAUUUCAGUGGUAAUAAAUACAGUUAUUUUUCCGUUGAAAUUCAAAAUUUACAUGUGAUCUAACAGCUUUCAACUUAAUAAUUUAAUUGUUUAUCAGCUGACGAAUUUUUCAAACAUUUGCCGCCUAACUCACGUCCAACAUAACGCGAUUUUGGCGGCAAUCCGUUUUGUCAUAGCUCACGAGAGGUUAAAAAAGAAAUCAGGUGUUAGCAUCCAAAUUUUUUAGAAGUAAUUUUAUUGAUCAGUAUCUGAUACUAAAUGAAAUUUUGUGAAAAUUAUGUCAAGUGUUCAAUAAUAAUUUAGAAGCCAAAAUUUCAGAGUAAUAGUGUGCACUGUUGAUGUUUUCAUUGUUUUUGCAAAAUCAUCAAAACAUUUUUGAUGCCGCUAUAUUAUUAAAAUACGCCGGUACUAAGCAAAAAAAAACACUUGUUGAAGUUAGCCAAUCAUAUUUCUUUUAGACUAUUAUUAUUAUGGAAACUCCUCCAUUUAAUCCAGAGCCAACAAACCGAAUUAUGACAAGGAGUGUAUUAGCUGAAAUACCCACUAGACUUGGACGUUUAUCUAUGACUGAUCCUAAUCAAGGUCGAACUGAUCACCAUGUCAAUAUUAUGAAUACAACAAUUGCUAAUAUGCCUACUUCAAUGAUGACUCCAUCUCCCAGUCCUGAUGAACUUAUAAUACAACAACGUGGACGUCGUAAAAUACCAGUGACUUUUAGCCCUGAUAUUGAUUCUAUUAAACAAAAUAAUCAAGAAACUCCUACAAAAUCAAGCUCUUCUAUUUUGAACAAGAGUUCUAUUGUUCUUAGAAGUACACCACGGAAGAGAUUACUACUUAAUGAUCCAUUAGAGCUAUCUUCACCUGAUAAGUAUAAAAUUAGUUCACCUAAUUGUAAAAAAUUUCGUACUGAAUUUGCUGUUGAACUGCCUGAAGAUAAUUGUAUAUUAUCAGCACUAAAAGCUUUAUCACCAGAUCAGUUAAUUGGCGUUAUUGGACAAAUUGUGAUUGACCACCCAGAGAUCGAAAAAGAAAUAAGAUCUCAUUUUCCAAUUGCUGAUUUAAAACCCUUAGAAGAGCGGAUUUAUUAUUUGCGUCGUAAUAUUUAUAAGGCAUUGCCAAGUAGUCGAUUGAUUUCUAAAACAGAUUCUACUGCAUACAAUAGGGUUUCUACACAUGUUCUAGCAUUUAAAAAAUGUGUAGUUGAUCAAGGAAGACGUUUAGUUGACAGUAAUCAAUGGUCCGUUGUAAUGGAUUAUGUGUUUAUGGCUUGGAAACAUGUUCGUAAUACUCCAGUGUGGGAUAACCCGCCACAUAAUGCUGCACGACGACAAUGCUUCAAGUCAUUGUCUGCAUUGUGUAUGACAGCAUUGAAGCACAUGAAGGAAUCUUUAGACUUGAAUAAACUUGAAAAUUACAAAAGCCAAUUGAAAUUACUAGUUGAUGAUAGUGAAGAUAUAGAAUCAUGUUUGGAGUUUUUAAACUACAAUUAAUUUUAAUUAUUUAUAACAGUACUAGUUUUAUUUGUACUAUACAGUGAUGACUUUUAUCAAGUUACUGGUUCAUGGCAACUGUCUUGAAGUCAAAACUAGUUAUGUAAUAUUAAUUUAAAUACUAGUAAAAUUAUUUUUAUUAUAUUAAUUUAAUGUUUCUAAAUUGUAUGUGAUUAUUAAUUGUGUUUUAUUUUUAAUAAUAAUAAUCUAUUAAAAAAUAAUUUCAUUAACAUUUCCCACCUAUUUAAUAUAUCAAUAAAUUAUUUACAUGCAUUUUAAAUGUUAACACAAUUUAAUAUAAAAUCUAACUUGUUUUUCUUUUUAUAUUUAUUGCACAUUUUUUCACUACUUAAAAAAAAAAAAUUUCUAGCUACCAAUUUUUAAUUUAAAUUUUAGUGUUGACUUGAGUAGUUUUUAUCACCAAAAUGUAUUUCUUUUGGGAAUUACUUUAAUUAUGUUAAAGAAGUGUAUUGAUUAUACACAGUUAUUCGUGAAUAAACCAUUGUGUUAUGUAUGUUUCUUUUUGUGAAGACUGUCAUAAGUACUGUUUAAUAUUUUGAAAGUGAAUGUAAUUGUAAUUAUUUUUGACUGUAUAGUUAAUAUAACUGGCAUAAUUUAUUUUAAGAUUAUAAGAAUAUUUUUUUUUGUUUAAUAUAUGAAUGAAUUUAUUUUGUAAGUGAAAUUAAUCUAUACACAAUUAUCUUCAUAAUAAUCUUAAAUAUUGUAAAAACUUAUUCAUUAAAUGGUAUUUUAUAAAUUAUAAUAAAUAAAUAAAUUGAAGUACAAUUA